GCUCUCCAGUAGCUCAACUAGCGACGGUGUUCCGUUCAUGACGCGCCCAUGGGAGCACAAGUCUCGUACUUUCUAUCUCCUCACCUUCUUUGUUAUGACUGCAGUGCAUGUUGCAUUCACUAUUCACACCGGUAGUGUGCUGGAUAAAGCCUUGCCUACACCUCGCACGUACACAUGGAUCGACAACGAUUUCCCGGACCAACUUCCUAUCGACAUGCCUCCUGUGGCGCUCGAAAUGGUGGAUGGUGAAGACCACUUUGGUCUGUAUAAUGACGAGGAGUGGUCUACCCUGUUCCCCAAUGACGGGUUCCUGACCCUCGGUCCGCCGAACCGCAUUUUCAUGGUGUCCAUGAUCCAUCAGUUCCACUGCCUUGACAUUAUUCGCGUCGGAAUGGUAGCGAACAGAACUGGGUCGAUGCACCACGUUGAACAUUGUUUGCGAUACCUCAGGCAAACCAUCCUCUGCAACUCUGACGUGACUCUGGAAGUGGGGCGUCCGAGAUUCGCCGAUGGAACUUGGCGCCACACUACGGAUGGAGGGUCUGGAAUGGUGCAUCGGUGCAAAGACUGGAGGGCGGUCAGGGAUUUCUUAAUCGAUAACCCUCCUGUGGAAAUCGAACAGGUUUGGGGCUACGGAGGAGAAGCAAAGAAUGGAACGGAUAUGGGCUACUAUUAGUUCUUGACCGACUCACCCGUAGAAUAUCAAACGAGGAGAGCUUAUGCUGGUUCUUACAGUUACG
Coniophora puteana RWD-64-598 SS2 is the source of this 740-nucleotide messenger RNA. RefSeq lists its product as uncharacterized. Gene Ontology annotation, biological process: mycotoxin biosynthetic process. Lineage: Eukaryota; Fungi; Basidiomycota; Agaricomycetes; Boletales; Coniophoraceae. Bases 38 to 676 code for a protein of 212 amino acids. The transcript has 2 exons. The record is from RefSeq and is a predicted model, not a curated record.